This is a messenger RNA of Drosophila grimshawi, 1173 nucleotides long. RefSeq lists its product as uncharacterized. The record is from RefSeq and is a predicted model, not a curated record. The transcript is spliced from 2 exons. Gene Ontology annotation, biological process: negative regulation of G2/M transition of mitotic cell cycle. NCBI's taxonomy places the organism in Eukaryota, Metazoa, Arthropoda, Insecta, Diptera, Drosophilidae. Bases 93 to 1043 code for a protein of 316 amino acids.
GCCACAGUAACAGUAAACGGAAACGUAAACAAACCAAUAUUCCGAUUUUUUUCUUCGUUUUAAAUUUUUAUUACUUUGCCAGAGCAUUCGACAUGGAGAAAAUGUAUGGCAAGGACGAUCGAUCCAAGGACAAUCGCAAGAAUAUGAAGCAGCACAAAUAUUACAAUAAGCAACAGCAACAACAACAGCAACAGCAGCAGCAACAGCAGCAGCAGCAUAAUCGUGGAGGAAACACCUCCUCCAGUUCACCACAGACGACAGCGAUGCGCAGUAUUGUUGAUGUGGCCGAUUCGAGCGAUGAGCCGCGAUUCGCUCGCAAGGGUUGGUCAAGCGGCACCCGUUCGAUUGCCCCGCAGAAGAAUCGCGAUAUGCUGGACACACUGCCCGACGAGGACACCACCGAUAUGGAUGUGGACGCACAUCUGGCGGAUGGUACACCAAUCGAUGAGAAUGCACGCGCACAACUCCGUGCCGGCGACUACAAGCAGAUGUCGCAAUUUCCCAGCAUGGGCGGCGGCCACUUCACCUUUGGCGCCGAAAAGGAAUGGAACAACAUUGCCGAGGGCCAAACACAGUUGCACACAAAGUCGGCGCGGAGCUAUUUCACACUCAAUCUCAGUCUGCUCAAUUGCGGGCUGCAGACGAUACCAUUUUACAAGCGCAUGGAUUAUGCCACCGACAUGUUUACGCGCCAGCAGAUUGCCGCACAAAAUGAGGCAGCGGAGCGCGCAGAGCGCGUCUAUAUGGAUCGGGUGCUGCGCGAAUCGAAUGGCAAUCGCACGCCUAGCGCCACCAAAUCACGUGGAAACUCUGCCAAAUCCACAAAGGAUGUGCAGCCAGCGGCGGUGGCGUCACCUAAUAAUGCACCGCCCGAUGAGCUGGAUGAGCUGCUGGCGCUGACCGAAAUCUCCCCGGCAGCCACUACAAAUGCUGGGCAAACGCUGGGAAUUGCCGCUGUUACGCCGGUGGUGCAACCGGCAACGCCAACGAGUGCCACCAAAAACGAUGUCGAACAGUGGCUGGACAGCGUCCUCGACGAGUGAAAUGUUAUUUGAAAUGUAUUCUGCCUCAGCUCACGCAUUUAGCCAGCUUGAUUAGCUAUUUGUUGCAUGCAGCAUUGAAAUUUCAAUAAAUAGAAGGCAAGUGCUUAAAUUGCCGUUACAUUUGCCAUUA